AUGUCCCGGAAGGCGAGCAUUCAAGCCACCAACAGACGCCAAACUGCUCGCACCUUAUGGGAAGACCUCCAAGUAGAUGGAUACAUCAGAUUCUAUCCAUAUGGAAUUGAAGUAAACCUUACUGUCAGUUCAAAGGAUACUUGCUUUACAUACCGGAGAUUCAUCCCUUACCCCCACACACAUUAG
Molecule: messenger RNA, 186 nt
Organism: Puccinia graminis f. sp. tritici CRL 75-36-700-3
Lineage: Eukaryota; Fungi; Basidiomycota; Pucciniomycetes; Pucciniales; Pucciniaceae
Exons: 2
Coding region: 1-186 (61 amino acids)
Source: RefSeq, a predicted model, not a curated record